UACGCCACUGACGCAGCGCGCCCAAGAUGGCGGCGUGGUUGUCGUCGGGGGUGGUGGCAGCAAAGGGGGUGGCAACGGUGGUAGCAGCGAGGGCGGCAGCCUUAACGGUGGUGGUGGCAGCGCGGAACCUGGGACAGGGGGAAUGAGGCAACUGCGGCGGAUUAGUGGCGCAGCCGUCUAGCGGAGAAGCGGAUCACUCUCCCUGCUUCUCUUUACUGAGCCGGGAGCGCGCGUGCGCGCGUGCACGGCCGUCCGGAGCGGGCUCCUCACCCUCUACUCCCGCGACCCGCACCGCACUCCCACCCAGGCUCGGAGGAUGAUGAAGCUCAAGUCGAACCAGACCCGCACCUAUGACGGCGACGGCUACAAGAAGCGGGCCGCAUGCCUGUGUUUCCGCAGCGAGAGCGAAGAAGAGGUGCUACUCGUGAGCAGUAGUCGCCAUCCAGACCGAUGGAUUGUCCCAGGAGGAGGCAUGGAGCCUGAAGAGGAGCCGAGCGUGGCAGCAGUUCGUGAAGUCUGUGAGGAGGCUGGAGUAAAAGGGACAUUGGGAAGAUUAGUUGGAAUUUUUGAGAACCAGGAGAGGAAGCACAGAACGUAUGUCUACGUGCUCAUUGUCACAGAGGUGCUGGAAGACUGGGAAGACUCGGUUAACAUCGGAAGGAAGAGGGAGUGGUUUAAGAUAGAAGAUGCCAUCAAAAUGCUGCAGUACCACAAACCCGUGCAAGCGUCGUAUUUUGAGACAUUGAGGCAAGGCUACUCCGCCAACAACGGCACCCCAGUCGUGGCCACCACCUACUCGGUUUCUUCUGCUCACAGCUCCACGUCGGACAUCAGAUGACUGAAGACCUGGAAGAGGAUGGAAAUUGGAAACUAGACUGAAGUGCAGACCUGACCUCCCCUCUCACCCUUGCUCUUCUCACCCCUCCUCACGGGCCUCCUCUCUCAAAUAAGGCAUGAUGGCAGCAGAGAAAGUGUUCAUUGAAAGUGUUGCUGUUUGGUGUUAAAUGAUGGGGCUUUUCUUCUCUUUUAUUGAGGGGUUGUAAUUUGUAAGUACUCUCGUGCAUGAUCUGUCCCCGCCUGGGCACACUCCUACGUUCUCUACACAGAGGCAAACAGCCUCCCUCUACCUUGGAUUCUGAAGUUUUCCUGUCUGUUUCGUUCUAGCCCUGGCCAGGCUUUUUUCUUUUAUUUUUAUUUUUUUUUAAUUAAAAGAUACCAAUAUGAGAUGAAACCUUUUAAGAAUUUGUUCUAUAAUGUGCUAUUCAGUCCAGUAGGUUGGUUCCUUUCACUGCAGGAUACACUUGGGUACAUUUAUCUACACAUUAUAUACUGGGUAUAUAAUAUGUAAAUAAAUGACUUUUAGAAGAGGAAUUGAACUGUUUAAAUGUUUCAGGGGUUUGUUUGGUUUCUUAAAUUCAAGGUGUUUCUGAAACGGAGAGCCUCCCAGUUCACGCUUUCCUUCUGACGCUCGUGGCUCGCCCAGCCCCCGUCCUUGCUCCUUCCCAGUCGGACUGCAGUCGCGUGGGAGAGGGCGCCACUGUCACGGCGUCCAGGACUCGUGGCCUCUCCUCUCGCAGCUGUGUUUCCAUGCCAAGAAGGAUCCAGGAAGAAACCUAUUUUCUUUUUUAUUACCAAGCCAGGAGCAAAUGGCUUCAGCCCAGAUCCGGAAAAACAAUGAUAGAAAUUGAAUUCUUCCCUACAUGUCCACAGUAGGGAUUGGAACUGGGUUCGGGAGUUACUUUAAAACAACCAGAGCAUGGAGCACUGUCCCCGUCCUGCUGGUUUGGCAUUUUUCCCAUGACGCUCCUUACCACCGACAGAGGCUCUCUCCUUGUGCGUGCACGCCUCACGGCUUGCCCAACUGACACUGGCCUUGUGUGCGGGAGUGGCCACCUGCCCUCGGCAAUGCAGCUUUGCAGUCCUGUCCCCAUCGUGGGUAACCGUGUUAAGUUCCUGGAAAGUACACGGGAGGAAAAUCCAAGUGUUCGCCUGUCUCUGUAAUGUUGCAGCACCUGUAAGUGCGCCAGAGCAUGCUCAGAGAUACUGACUGUGCACCCCCUGGGGUGAGAAAGGCCUCCCUUCUCCAGAGAAGUGGUGCAGGGGGACACUUGUCUGUGCGCAGGGACAGCGCGGCGGUGCCUCGGCUCACUGUGGGCUGUCUCGCUGGGUGUUGGUGCGGGUCUCCUGCGGGCGUCAUUCGCCACGUGUGUUGUUUAGUUGGGAAGUAAGGGUCUUCGAGUUGCUGGGGUGGGGCACUGAUCAGUCCCUGGCUUGGGACAGGAGCUUGUCACUAUCUUCUUCGUGGCUUCUCCUUUGUCAAAACAGCCAAGAUGUGAAAUUAGAAUCGUAGUUCUCAUUAUUUAAAAAUUCUAAUGAAUACUCACACUUUGAAAAGCUUUUGCUCUUCCCUCCCACUGAUAGAGUGUGUAUAUCUGGUCGGUCUGUGUCAUUUAGUUUCCAGCAUUCUGGGGACCUCCGUCGGUGAGUGUAAAUUCUGCUCUGCUCUCAGCUGCAUCUUCUCUCCCAGUCUUCAACACAGAACCAGAGGCAGCGCCACCAGUUUCCUUAGGGCACCAUCCUGCCUCUGGGAGAGGAAUUCUGUCCCCCAGUCAGGGUCCCAUUGGAUAGAAACAGCACCAUGGGGUUUGAGUCUAAAUGCCAACUUGCUUCGCGUGUCCUACUUAAAAACACACGCACUGCUGCUGUUGUCUGAUUCGCAGCAUCUAAUGUUUGCUCAGAUACGUACAGGGGGAAAUAAAAUAAGACCAGCUGGGCACUGAGUGGAAUCCCAAAAGCACGUUCUCCCAAAUGCAUUCUCCCGCUUUGAUGCGGAUUGAAGGUGCUUCGCAGGGAAACAGUCAGUGCUCCGGGCGAGGAUGCAUCUUCUGCCCGUCUGCAGGUGUCUGCACUGGCUGGUGUGACAGCAUACGAGCCUGCCAAGUCCAGUUUGGACUGUUGUUGGUGUCUUUGGGUCAGGAAAGGGAACAGUGCCAAGAAGUAUUUUUCCCUAACAUGAAUGGGUCCUGUCAACUCAGUUAACUGGACAGGUUUUGCUGGUGCGUUCCUGACCGGCCGCAGGAGGCUCUGUCCGCCGGCACAGGCUUCUGUGGCACCGGGAUUCUGAGGAACGGGGUCCAUGUUCUCCCCUCCUGGCACCUUCAACACCAGCGCUGCCUUCACUGCUGUGUAGCCGCCGCCCUUCUGUGUUUCCAGCUAACUUUAUGUCUCCCCAGAGAAAGGAGAAACAGAAGAAAACACAAAAAUCACCCUACUUGCAAAGUAAUUUCAUUGACACCGAUUUGCCAUUAGCUUUACAAGGACUCGCCUUGUUCAGCUUGACAGAAACAGGUUUCCAUGUUCAGGGCAGGUAUCAAGUCUCUUUCUCACAGUGAAUUUGCAUCUUUUAGAUUCUGGCUAUUACUGGAGUAUCCAUCAGAGUCUACCAUCCUCGGGACAGAGAAAGACAGCAGUGGGUUUUUUUAGUUAAAAUGUGUUUUUAGUUUAUAAGUUGUAGCCACUGGGGAAACAUAAGUGAGGUCACGCCAUCUUUUUGGAACAGGACUUUCGGGGGGUGGGGGGCAGGGGAGGGGGGAGGGGGGAGGGUCAAGCACUGCCCUCAGGUUUGCAGCCUUCCCAAACAGUGCAGCCCAUGAAAGAGGAGUCUUGGUUUUUCUCAUAGCAAACGGAACAGAAUGGGCAUGUUAAGAAUUGACUGUGCUUUGUUUUGACAAGUGUUUGCUGCCCUGUCGGCCCUGCAUGGAGGCGGCUCCCUCACGGCUCAGUCUGAGCUGAGGCCAUCUGGAGGGAUCAAAGGGUGAAGGGUUGUCACCUCCUCUGAGGCUAUGGCUGGACUUCCGAUCCACCCUCUGCAUCGUGUGGCGCGGCGCCGUGGCAAGUGCAGCAGUUAGGGCCUCCUGGCAGCCUCUGGGGAGAGGGGUGACUGCCCUCUGAGAGUGUUUUGCAGCACUUUUGUAAGUGUGUUGCUGCAUCGUCAAGUUCCUUUGUGGCAAAAAAAUAUUUUCUGUUUUGAUGUUAGGAGUCAGCACAUGUGACUCCUCCUAGACUUGCUUAGAAGAAAAAAGUUUGCUUUUAGAAGAAAAAAGUUCUGCACAGGACUGUUUUCCUUGCUCUUCUCCUUUCUCUUUUCCACACACAGUGCUCAUGGAGGCUCCUGCGCCUCUUUAACCGGAGGAUUGCUCGGUCUUCUGUGGGACCCUGGUGUGCGUUUCACACACCGUGCUUUUCAUAGUUACCAUUUCCACUUAGUGCUGUAUUAACACCUUCGUUGGUGUCCCUGCCUGACUUUUUUAAAAAAACAGCCUGAGCCACAUUUUUUUUUUAGUUUACAGAAAGGACUUAAUAGUCACAAUGAUUUUUGCCGCAGCUGUAAUCUUUAAUAGUUCUGAAGUGUUCUGUAAGCCUGUGCUAGUUGAGAGUAAGUUUGAAUUAAAAGAAAUACCUGGAGAAGUUAUGAUAGUGGGGUGAAUUUUUGCUUGAAGAGAGUUGAGGGUUAGCUGUAAUUGACAAUAUAGCUUCAUCCUGGUCCCAUCUGCAUUUCAGAAAAUAACCCACAUUUUUACAAAAAGAGAGAGAGAGAGAUGUGCAGGACAGCUAAGUCGGCAGCUCCAGAGUGAGGAGAUUAUUCGGUAGUGAUUGAACAGUGCAAGUGCUUUUCUGGUUCUUACUCCUGAAGAUAAGAGGUCAGAUCCAAGGCUGUGCAGGCCACACGCCCCGUGGAGGCAGCAGGCAUGUCUUGGGAGCCCUGCCAGGGUGGGACCUCCCUCCAGGGCUGGGAGAGGCUGCUGCUGUGCAGCUCUCCUGCUGGUGGCCUUCCUCUCUGCACCGGGGCUUCCCCUCGCUCGGAGCAGGGGGAAGCAUCCUGGCAUCUGCCUUGCUGGAGAGCCAUGCGGCACGGACCUCUCAGCCUCAGGAAGAGCUGUGUUCUCCACACCCGUUAGAUGUCGCCUAGAACAGUGAGACGUUGGAGAUUGUCAGGUAGAUUUUAAAUUGGGGAACACUGGCUGCAGUCCAUGGAAGACGCUGCCGUUCGUGCAUCGGGCUGACUCAGGUCACUGCGGAUCCCGGGGACCGGGGAUUUCAGGGACACUUCCUUCCACUCCUGCUGCGUUCACGUUUUAACCGUGUUCUGGCAUUAGCUGACAGCCUUCCAGGGAUGUGAGAGGCCUAGUCAGGGCGUCUGGGAAAAUGAUACCUCUUACCUUUAGAUUAAUCAGAUAUCUCACUGACCUCCAAGUCCCCUUAAAUAUUAAUAAAAGAGAAGGAAAGAAUCCCAUUUGGUGUUGAUUUGGACAAGCUCCUGGAGCUGAGGCUAGUCCCAUGAUUUUGUGUAUCUCUGCAAUGUGAAGUUUUCUAAAUAAAAAGGAGUGUCUCUU
Messenger RNA from Phyllostomus discolor (pale spear-nosed bat), 5393 nucleotides. It is a transcript of the gene NUDT3, whose product is annotated as nudix hydrolase 3. Gene Ontology annotation, cellular component: nucleus; cytoplasm. Lineage: Eukaryota; Metazoa; Chordata; Mammalia; Chiroptera; Phyllostomidae. The record is from RefSeq and is a predicted model, not a curated record. The transcript is spliced from 5 exons. Gene Ontology annotation, molecular function: bis(5'-adenosyl)-pentaphosphatase activity; diphosphoinositol-polyphosphate diphosphatase activity; bis(5'-adenosyl)-hexaphosphatase activity. Gene Ontology annotation, biological process: diadenosine hexaphosphate catabolic process; diphosphoinositol polyphosphate metabolic process; diadenosine pentaphosphate catabolic process. Bases 317 to 838 code for a protein of 173 amino acids.